Messenger RNA from Ipomoea nil (Japanese morning glory), 1708 nucleotides. RefSeq names its product pantoate--beta-alanine ligase. Lineage: Eukaryota; Viridiplantae; Streptophyta; Magnoliopsida; Solanales; Convolvulaceae. The record is from RefSeq and is a predicted model, not a curated record. Gene Ontology annotation, biological process: pantothenate biosynthetic process. The transcript has 6 exons. Gene Ontology annotation, molecular function: pantoate-beta-alanine ligase activity. Bases 556 to 1509 code for a protein of 317 amino acids.
ACUCUCUCAUUCAUUAAAACAAAAGCCGCUCUCGCCUCCCCUGCCCUCGCCAUUCGCCGCCUCCUCGCCGAACGACUAGUGACCAAGACGACAGUCCGGCAUCUCAUCGUCUGACUCUCUCGACCGCCGUCCGACAUCUCUCCCUCCGUCGUCAGUCGUCUCUCGUCUGGAGUGCUCGACGGCCGCGGCCUUGCCCUGGUCUCUCGUCUCUCACCGCCGUCUACUCUCCCUCCGUCGUCCGAAGUUUUUAGUGUAAACAAACGGGACGGGUCACCACCGUUGCUGCUUCAUACGCCUCUUCCACCGUUCUUCGUCAGUUUGUGCUCCACUAUUCCAGGGUGCAGCUGCCACUCAUAUCUCAUCUCACAAUCAGCCCCUAAUUUCUCCGUUUCGAAUCGUCAUCCCCAACGAAGUCUGUCACCAAAGUACAAGCUAUUCAAUUUCAAUCAUAAUCGCAUCAAUCUUCACCUCAAGUUCUUGUACUGAUUCAACCCUCAGUUUCUAACUGAAAAAGAAAAGAAAAAAAUCCCCAGUACUCUAAUCCUUGAUAAGCAAAUGGAAGCUAAAGAGCCAAUUAUCAUCUCGGGGAAAGAGGAGAUGAGAAAAUGGUCAAGGUCCGUGAGAGCCCAAGGCAAGUCCAUAGGCUUUGUACCCACCAUGGGCUAUCUCCACGAAGGCCAUCUUUCCCUCAUCAGAGAAUCCCAGAAACAUGCGGAAGUCAUAGUGGUUUCCAUCUAUUUGAACCCCGGUCAAUUCUCUCCCAAUGAGGACCUCUCCACAUAUCCUUGUGAUUUUCUUGGGGAUAUUCAAAAGCUCAAGUCAAUCCCUGGCGGCAUUGAUGUUGUGUUCCACCCCCAUAACCUGUAUGAUUAUGGAGACGGUGAUGGAUCUAAGAGGAAUGAAGAAGAAAUGGGUAAAAGAGAAGGAAAAGUGGUGUCUUGUGUGGAAGCUGGGGGAGCAGGGCAUCAGACGUGGGUCAGAGUUGAAGGAUUGGAUAAAGGGUUGUGUGGGAAAAACAGGCCGAUUUUCUUCCGAGGGGUUGCAACUGUUGUCACCAAAUUGUUCAACAUUGUUGAGCCUGAUGUUGCUGUCUUUGGUAAGAAGGAUUAUCAGCAAUGGAGGAUUCUUGAGAGAAUGGUGCGAGAUCUUGAUUUUGGAAUUAAGGUGAUUGGCGCUGAGGUUAUGCGAGAAGAUGAUGGCAUUGCGAUGAGUUCUCGAAAUGUGCGGCUCUCUCCAGAUGAGAGGAAACAGGCUGUGUCUAUAAGUAGAGCACUUUCAGAAGCCAAGGUAGCAGCAGAGAAGGGUCAGGUGAAUUGCUGCAAGGACUUGAGAAAUUCAGUCAGUAAAAUUAUAGAAGAGGCGGGUGGAAGGAUUGAUUAUGCGGAGAUUGUAGACCAAGAAAGUUUAGAGACAGCUGAAGUGAUUGAAAGGCAUGUGGUAUUUUGCGUGGCUGCAUGGUUCGGAAAGGUCAGAUUGAUUGACAAUAUGGAAAUUAAUAUUAAUGCCUGAUAGUGAUGGAUGAUCAAGUUGGCAUUAGGGCCUUAGAGGUUGUGGUGGAUCAAACAAGGUUUGCCCCCUCUCUCCCAUCUUUCCUUUUUACAUUCUGAGUUGCAAUAUAAAAAUAAAACUUUAAUAGAUAAUGGCAUUAGGGCCUUGUAACCUUUACUAUAAUAUAUAAUACAUUCAAAGAAUUCAGCAGUACAAGCUA